This is a messenger RNA of Thermochaetoides thermophila DSM 1495, 1182 nucleotides long. Its product is annotated as mitochondrial isocitrate dehydrogenase [NAD] subunit 1-like protein. The transcript is spliced from 3 exons. Gene Ontology annotation, molecular function: isocitrate dehydrogenase (NAD+) activity; NAD binding; magnesium ion binding. Bases 1 to 1182 code for a protein of 393 amino acids. Gene Ontology annotation, cellular component: mitochondrion. Lineage: Eukaryota; Fungi; Ascomycota; Sordariomycetes; Sordariales; Chaetomiaceae. The record is from RefSeq and is a predicted model, not a curated record. Gene Ontology annotation, biological process: tricarboxylic acid cycle; isocitrate metabolic process.
AUGCUCUCCCGGAACUCGGCUCGCACCGCCCAGCGCGUGCUCAGGGCCGCCGCCCAGUCCCAGCAGCGCCUGAAUGUUGCGCGCGGCUUCGCUAGCAUCGCCGAUGCUCCCUCCCAGACCGUCCAGUCCGACAUCUUCAAGCCGACCAAGUAUGGUGGCAAAUACACUGUCACCCUCAUUCCUGGUGAUGGUAUCGGUGCCGAAGUUGCCGAGAGCGUUAAGACAAUCUUCAAGGCCGACAAUGUCCCUAUUACCUGGGAGCAAAUCGAGGUUUCCGGUCUCGAUGAGGGCAUGACCGCUGCCCGCCGAGAGGAGAAGUUCCAGGAGGCUGUCGCUUCGCUCAGGAGAAACAAGCUGGGCCUGAAGGGCAUCCUGCACACGCCUAUCGACCGGUCCGGCCACCAGAGCUUCAACGUGGCUAUGCGCCAGGAGCUCGACAUCUAUGCCUCCAUCUCGCUGAUUAAGAACAUUCCUGGUCUCAAGACACGCCAUGAGAACGUCGACCUCGCCAUCAUUCGUGAGAAUACCGAGGGCGAGUACAGCGGUCUCGAACACCAGAGCGUCCCAGGUGUCGUUGAGUCCCUCAAGAUCAUCACUCGCGCCAAGUCUGAGCGCAUCGUCAAGUUUGCCUUCAGCUUCGCGCUUGCCAACAACCGCAAGAAGGUCACUUGUAUCCACAAGGCCAACAUCAUGAAGCUUGCCGACGGUCUUUUCCGUGGAACCUUCCAGCGUUUGGCCAAGGACUACCCCCAGCUUGAGUGCAACGACAUGAUUGUCGACAACGCCUCCAUGCAGUGCGUCAGCAAGCCCCAACAGUUUGAUGUCAUGGUCAUGCCCAACCUGUAUGGUGGCAUUCUGUCCAACAUUGCUGCUGCUCUCGUUGGCGGCCCUGGUGUUGUCCCUGGCUGCAACAUGGGCCGUGACGUCGCUGUCUUUGAGCCCGGCUGCCGUCACGUCGGUCUCGACAUCAAGGGCAAGGACCAGGCUAACCCCACCGCCCUGCUGCUUAGCGGCACCAUGCUGCUGCGCCACCUUGGCCUUGAUGACCACGCCAACCGCAUUUCCAACGCGGUCUAUGAUGUGAUUGCUCAGGGCAAAGUUCGUACCCGCGAUAUGGGGGGCAACGCCAGUACCCACGAGUUCACUCGUGCUAUUCUGGACUCCAUGGAGAAGGCUCUUUAA